UGACAAUUAAAGAUUAAUGUCGAGGGCGGCAUUUGUAAUAUUACUUCUGAAGGAGCAUCUAAUUCGAAUCAUAUGGCAGCCAGCUUAAAAUAUACUGAAAAACCACAGACUCCUUCAACAGCGAAAGAACAUGAAUCAAAUAACAAAAAAAAUAUGCAUGAAGAUAACGAUGUUCUUUCAGCAUCCAGAUCGACUUCAGUAAAAGAUGUUGAAGAAAAAUUUCUAUAGCAAAAAAAAACGGGCGUCUCUACCAUUUCGCCCAUAAACAAGUGUAAUUUGCAAGUAUCAAAUACAAAUUUUUUGAACGGAUACGAAAACACUGAUAACCGACAACUUGGAUAUAACUCACGAUGUAAUAUUAAGCAAACUGAAGAGAUGAUUGUGGCACCAUUUAUGCAACUUCAUAAUCCAGCUCCAACACUUCCUAUACACUCUCCCCAUUCUCCGAUGCAUUUAAAAUCAUAUUCUAAAAUUCAGCCAAGUAAACUUUCUGGUCGGUAUAUAAAUAAUAAAAUUUUCCAACAAAAGUCUGCUAACAAAUUAUUAAGUGGUAAACAAAUGACUGAAAAAAACAUUUAUUUUAAUGAAAGGGAGAGAGCAACAAUCACACACUCGAAUAAGAUCUGUGGGUGUAUUAAAUCACCAAAACACGAGAUGAUAGAAAGCUGUGCUACAAAUUUUACAGUUGAGGAGCAGAAAAGUGAUUUGUCAAAGGCGACGUAUGACAACAGACCGAAACGUAAAGAAAAAUCAACAGUUGAUUUUAAAUUAAAAAAAAAAAAUGAAGUCGCUUCAGACGUAAAUUCAAAACAUCGACGAUCUCUUGGGGUUCAAGACAAUCAUAAUAUAUGUCAAUAUACACUUAAAACUAGUAGAUCUGAGCAGAGUUCACCAAAUAUUGUGAACAUAAACAAAUCAAAUUUUGCAUAUGAUUCCUUGCUACAUGUUUCAGCAAUGGACCCAUGGAUAAAGAAAAAUGAGUUGCUAAUGUAUAGUUUGAAUACAGUUGAUAAAAAUUCAACGGAUCCAUGGAUUAAACUUCCAAGUAGUGAUCAUGUAACAACUGGAAGUUCUACAGAAAAAUCACAAAAACCGGAUUUUAUUUUGGAAACAAAAACAAAAUCGUACUUGAAACCAGUACUGCUGCAAAAAAAAAUGUCUAGAAAUCAAGAAUUAGUAUUCUCAGCGCCUCCUUCACCAAAUCUCAAUAAUUCGUCAAAUUGUACCACAAAUCUUUCACAAAAAAAGAAGUUGCCAAUCAAGUCUGCCAGUUUUUCACCCGCAAGAUUUAAGCCUUUCGUGAAUCCCUUUGAAGAUUCAUUAUACGGCAGUAUCGCAACACUUUCAUUUCAACCAAAUUAUGUUGCAACUCCGAACCAAUUAGAAUACACAGAAAAUGUAAAUUGUAACCUUUUAAAUGUGAACACUUCUAAUAAAGAAGAGCUUCAGCUAAAUAUUCGUGGUCUAUCUGAACAUUUAAGUCAAAUGAACGUUGUACAAUUUUCAUUAGGUGAUUGUAAUGUUAAUAUUAAAGAGUAUGGUACACAAACUUUUGUCGAGAAAGCACAAACUUAUGAGUUUCCCGCUGCACAAAUAGAGUUGCCUAAAGCGGAAAAAAAAGGUUAUAAAGAGAUAGUGAAAUGUAAGGAGAGCUUUCAUUCUGUUAAGCAUAACUCAAAUUUUUCCAGUGUUUCGGGAAAAACAAAAGUGUAUAUUAACCAUCAAAAGCCGAAUCCAAUGCCAGAAACCACCUGCUAACUAUUGUUCAAAAUUGAAAUGUUAGAAUAUAGAUAUUUGUGUGUCUAUAUAUUCGAAUCAUAAUAAGUUAUAUCCGUAUAAAAAAGCGUCAAAUUUGUAUUACAAAAUUUUAAUUUAAGCCUGCAAGCUAUACAGCAAAAAUGCAUUUAUUUAAAAUAAAAUAUAUACAUUCCUAAUAAACCUAAACAAUGUGUAUUGUUUUUCAGUUGUUGGCUUUAAUAAAUUUGUGAAGACCGCCAAUAUUUAUGUUCUAAUGUAUUAUUAUAAUUUCUUGUAAAUCUACUUAACUCAUUGUAAUAAAAUCUCAUUUAUAAAGUUCUAAAA
Drosophila montana is the source of this 2082-nucleotide messenger RNA. RefSeq names its product alpha/beta hydrolase domain-containing protein 17B-like. The record is from RefSeq and is a predicted model, not a curated record. Gene Ontology annotation, biological process: protein depalmitoylation. Lineage: Eukaryota; Metazoa; Arthropoda; Insecta; Diptera; Drosophilidae. The coding region runs from base 376 to 1758 and encodes 460 amino acids. Gene Ontology annotation, molecular function: palmitoyl-(protein) hydrolase activity. Gene Ontology annotation, cellular component: plasma membrane; endosome membrane. The transcript is spliced from 2 exons.